Molecule: messenger RNA, 3281 nt
Organism: Sinocyclocheilus grahami
Lineage: Eukaryota; Metazoa; Chordata; Actinopteri; Cypriniformes; Cyprinidae
Product: protein sel-1 homolog 1-like
Exons: 18
Coding region: 1-1902 (633 amino acids)
Biological process (GO): ERAD pathway
Cellular component (GO): endoplasmic reticulum membrane
Molecular function (GO): protein binding
Source: RefSeq, a predicted model, not a curated record
AUGGGUCAUGCCAAGGCCAUGGAGAAGGUGGCAUAUGCUAUGCUGUUUGGAGACUACUUACCCCAGAGCAUUCCUCGGGCGAAGGAGAUCUUUGAGAAGCUGGCACUGGAGGGCUCCCCUAAAGCCCAGACUCUGUUGUAUGACAGACUCCUAAAAGUUGCAGAGAUGGGUCAUGCCAAGGCCAUGGAGAAGGUGGCAUAUGCUAUGCUGUUUGGAGACUACUUACCCCAGAGCAUUCCUCGGGCGAAGGAGAUCUUUGAGAAGCUGGCACUGGAGGGCUCCCCUAAAGCCCAGACUGCACUUGGUUUCCUAUAUGCUGCAGGAUUAGGGGUGAACUCAAGUCAAGCAAAGGCAUUGGUGUACUACACCUUUGGAGCUUUGGGUGGAAACCUAUUAGCACAUAUGAUUCUGGGCUACAGAUAUUGGGGAGGUGUUGGGGUUCCUCAGAGCUGUGAAUCUGCUCUCACUCACUACAGACUAGUGGCCAAUCAUGUGGCCAGCGAUGUAUCCCUGACAGGGGGCAGUGCAGUACAGCGGAUCCGGCUCUUAGAUGAAGUGGAAAAUCCUGGUUCUAGCAGUGGAAUGCUAGAGGAGGAUUUAAUCCAGUACUACCAGUUCUUGGCUGAGAAAGGAGAUGUGCAGGCACAGGUGGGCCUGGGCCAGUUAAACUUACAUGGAGGACGAGGUGUGGAACAGAAUCAUCAGCGAGCAUAUGAGUACUUUAACCAAGCAGCAAAUGCAGGGAACACACAUGCAAUGGCCUUCCUUGGAAAGAUGUACUCUGAAGGCAGUGAGUAUGUGCCUCAGAACAAUGACACAGCCCUGCAUUAUUUCAAAAAGGCUGCAGAUUUGGGAAAUCCGGUUGGCCAGAGUGGCCUCGGUAUGGCUUACCUGUAUGGAAGGGGUGUUCCUGUGAACUAUGACCUGGCACUGAAGUAUUUUCAGAAGGCUGCAGAGCAAGGCUGGGUGGACGGACAGUUGCAGCUGGGAUCCAUGUACUACAAUGGAAUCGGGGUGAAACGUGAUUAUAAGCAGGCUCUUAAAUUCUUUAACCUGGCAUCUCAAGCGGGUCAUAUCCUAGCCUUCUACAAUCUAGCUCAGAUGCAUGCCACGGGGACUGGGGUCAUGCGCUCCUGCCACACUGCAGUGGAGCUCUUCAAGAACGUGUGUGAGCGCGGCCGCUGGUCUGAGAGACUCAUGGCAGCAUACGGAAGCUUUAAGGACGGCGACAUGGACUCUGCUCUAGUACAGUAUCUACUGCUGGCCGAACAGGGCUACGAGGUCGCCCAGAGCAAUGUAGCCUUCAUCCUUGAUCAAAAGGGAUCACAGAUUUUCAAUGAGAAUGAAUCUUACCCACGGGCUUUGCUCCACUGGACCAGAGCAGCUGCUCAAGGUUACACAGUGGCCAGAAUCAAGCUGGGUGACUAUCAUUUCUACGGCUAUGGCACUGAUGUGGACUAUGAGACUGCAGUCAUUCACUAUCGUCUGGCCUCUGAGCAACAGCACAGUGCACAGGCCAUGUUCAACCUAGGCUAUAUGCAUGAGAAGGGCCUUGGAAUUAAACAGGACAUUCAUCUGGCUAAACGUUUCUAUGACAUGGCUGCAGAAGCCAGUCCUGAUGCCCAAGUUCCUGUGUUCCUGGCCCUGUGCAAGCUGGGCCUUAUUUAUGCACAACAGUACCUGCAAGAUCUUAAUCUGAAUGAGCUUCUAUCUCAGGUGGAUCUUGACCAGUUACUGGGUCCUGAGUGGGAUCUCUACCUCAUGACUGUCAUUGCUCUGCUCUUGGGCACAGUAGUCGCAUAUCGGCAGAGACAGCACCAAGCCGUACCCAGAGCCCCUCCAGCACCCCCUAGACCUCCAGCCCAGCCUGAGCAGCCAGCCGGAGAGCCUGAGGAACAAUGAGAGAGCAGGUAUCAGAGUGGAGGUGACCAAAUGGGACAAGGAUUACUGGAGAACGAAUUGAGGCCCAACUUGGGACAGCCACUGACACCUGCACCUGCUGUGGUCUUUAAUCUUGUUAACCCCAAAAGAGCUUUCAGGACUCUUGUUGCCCUGUCCAGCCCCUCCUUUGUCUUUUAACUGUGGCUUGGGGAAAAACUAGAUGAACUUCUACAAUAUCUUAAAUGUGCUCCUCAGGGUUUUGCCAGGUGAAAUAACAUUUGUGCAAAUCAACACUCACUAUGUGGGGGGAAAAAUACAACAUUGUUGAAUGAACUCCAUUAGUUGUUUCUGCUUUUGCUUGUCACUGUGCUAAAAGCUAAGGAUCGAACCUAUUAGGUGCAACCCAUUCAGAUUUGUUUUUUUUGUAUUAAGUUUAGUACAAAUUCAUGCCUCUUUGGAACGCAGAGUUUAAGGUGGACUGUGCUCUGAGUUCAAUAUGUAAAAAGUUCAUACUCUCAGCAUGCUUUCAUUUAAGUGGCUUGCUAGCAGAUUUUUUUUUCCAGUAGUCCAGAAAUGAUUUAUAACGUCAGUAUUUGGACAAAAGUAGUUUUCAGCAGCACAUUGAUGUACAUUUCACUGUCUCGAUUCAAAUGUGCACAGUUACAUAUGAAUAAACUACACGGUAAGUAAUCUAAGGUUAGCAGUUUUUCAUAAGGCUUUUUAUUGCCAUAAACGCUCACCUUGCCAAAUGUUGAAUCAUUUAGAUUACUACUGCCUUUGAUUUACUUUAAUUGUUACAAAAGUGUCUCUGUAGGGUGUUUAUGAUACUAAUUUAGUGCAAUUAUGGCUGGUGUCCAGUAUGUUUCAGAUAUUUGAAGCUCUAGUUACCUCAAACCUCAUUCAUCAUUAGUCAUUCAACCUUUCCAAAAGUUUUCAAAAUGGGAUUUAAAUACUUCUGCAUACAUGAAAAAUAUUUGAAUUGAUGAAUGGGUUGCUGUAUGGCUAUAAUGUUCGUUUUUUUUUUUGUAUUACAAGACACCUUUUUGACUUUUUAUUUUAAGAUAAAUACAUUGAAUGCUCUCAGAAAUGUUUUUGAUGAUACGCGUUUAAGAUCUGUAGCUCUGUGAAUUCCUGAAAUUGAUCCAUUUGUUUUGGGAUGUGGCUGUUUGUGUGCUAAAUCUCAGUUUUAGGUUCUUUUUCAGAGGAAAAAUAUUUCAGUUGUGAACAUGUCUAGAAUAUCUAUUGAUUAUUUGGCAAUGGUGUCUGUCGUUUCAGGUAACAUAGCAAUACCACAACUUUUGGUGUGUAAAAAAAAUAAAAAUCUGUAAUGUAAGCAUAUGUAUGUGAAUAGGAUGUAAAGAACUGUUUUUCUUGUGAAGAUUCACCUGAGCAUUAGUUUG